Messenger RNA from Aricia agestis (brown argus), 1212 nucleotides. Its product is annotated as glucose dehydrogenase [FAD, quinone]-like. The coding region runs from base 1 to 1212 and encodes 403 amino acids. Gene Ontology annotation, molecular function: flavin adenine dinucleotide binding; oxidoreductase activity, acting on CH-OH group of donors. The transcript is spliced from 5 exons. Lineage: Eukaryota; Metazoa; Arthropoda; Insecta; Lepidoptera; Lycaenidae. The record is from RefSeq and is a predicted model, not a curated record.
AUGUUUCAUCUCAAAACUCACAUCAAAAUCUGCGCUACCGAUACUUGUUGCUCAACAACACCUUGCAGUUCUGCAGAACUGUUCUCGUCAACUCUGAAGUUGAUCGCGGCAGCGCAGUGCUGUUUAACUGAUGACUUCGUGUCUGAUGAAAUAAAAGACAAAGACUGCUUCGAUUUCAUCAUCGUUGGGGGCGGAACUUCCGGUAAUGUUCUGGCUAAUAGACUUAGUGAAGUUAAGGGCUGGAAUGUACUACUACUAGAAGCAGGACCUAAACCACCAAUAUUUGGAUCCAUACCGCAACUGUCGAGAAAUUUAGCAAGAACAAAAUACGACUGGAAUUACGUGACAGAGAAUAAUCACAGAACUAGCCAAGCUUUAAAAACUGGACAAGUCACGUGGGUACGGGGUAAGCUAUUAGGAGGCAGUAGCGUUACCAAUGCUGGGUUUUAUGUCAAGGGUUUAAAACCGGACUAUCAACGCUGGGCCGACGAAGGUAAUCCAAGCUGGACACCUAAAAACAUAUUUAAAUAUGAGAGAAAAGCAGAGUCCCUGCAAAAUGAAGCUUUAAAAAAUAAUCCUCUCAUCGGAAAAAACUACGGCUCAAACGGACAACAAGUACUCAAUAGAUAUAACACAACACGAAUACCAGUUCACAACUUGAUUCUUGAUUCAUGGGACUCUAUUGGCAUUAAACAAGUUGAAGAUACAAAUAGUGAAGUGUACAAUAACCGCGGAUAUUGUAGCCCUGCGGUGUUUACUGCAGCAGAUGGCAUAAGAUACGAUACCUAUAGAUCUUAUUUACUACCAGCCGACAAACGUAACAAUCUCAAAAUUGUCACAGAAGCCUUCGUUUCGAAAAUAUUAGUAGAUGAAAAUAAAAAGGCUUAUGGAGUCGAAGUUACUAUCAAUGGUACGAAAAUACAAUUGUUUGUUUCUAAAGAAGUCAUAUUAGCUGCUGGAGCAGUGAACUCACCACACCUUCUGUUGCUUUCCGGAAUAGGACCUAAGAAUGAGCUAGAAUCUAAAAAUGUCUCCUGCGUAGUCGAUUUACCUGCUGUUGGUAGAAACUUGCAAGAUCAUUUAAGAAUUAUUGUACCCAUAUAUGGAGAUAGAUCCCAGUAUGAUAAUAGAAACGAGAGGAAGUGUGCACCAGAAAACGUUCGUCUGCCAUUCUGGCUACGUGACCUGCCCACCGCCAUUUUAGCCGUUUAG